AUGCCGCGGUUGAAGAAGCCAGACGGCUCUUUGUGCCGAGACGAUGCCGAGAACGCCGUCUGUUUUCGACAAUCCAUCUGGCCCGAGACAAGCACAGGUGGUCGUCCGGACCCUUUGCCAUUGCCCAAUCUCCCGACGGGGCGUGCCGAGCACGACUCGUCCCCCAUCUUCGACGAGGAUGAGGUGUCCAAGGUCUGCCGGGGGCUUGAAUACGGCAAGGGAUGCGGCCCGGACGGUGUCCCGAGCGAUGCCAUCAAGUAUGCGAAAGCACCCUUGAUCCCGUACCUCGUACAUCUGAUGAACGCUUGUGCCCGGCUGUCCUAUCAUCCGGACGAAUUCAAAACCAGCAAAAUCGUCGCGUUGAAGAAACCCGCCAGGUCGGACUACUCUCUACCCAAGAGUUGGCGACCUGUCGCCCUUCUCUCUUGCAUUGGCAAGGUCUUGGAACGGCUCAUGGCCGACUGCCUUCAGCAACUGGCCAUGAAGCAUAAUUUGCUCCCCGGCACCCAGUUCGGCGCCGCCCGCCGAUGCACCACCAAGGCUCUCGAGUACCUCUUGACCCCCAUCUACAAGAGUUUCAUCCAUCCGGGAUUCAAGAAAGCUCAGGAGAUUUUCAAGUGGCUCUGUACCCUUUUGAGCCUCGACAUCGCCGGCGCCUAUGACCACGUCAGGUGUCAGGAGCUCCUCAGGAUCUUGGCCGACAAGGGCAUCCCUGCCUGGAUCAUUCACUACGUGAGGUCUUUCCUCUCUGCUCGGAGAAGCCGCGUCCACUUCCCCGGCUUCGUCUCCGACGACUUCUGGGUCAACAUCGGCAUCCCCCAGGGCAGCCCGUUGUCCCCCAUUCUCUUCGUCUUCUUCACGAGCCCUAUGCUGGAGAAGUUCAAGCAGGAAAACCCCGCCAUCGACAUCGUCAUUGCCAUGUCGUACGUCGAUGACACCUACAUCCUCGUUACCUCCCCGAGCUACAAGACCAACUGCGAGAUCUUGACCAAGUGGCAUGAUGUGGUGAUGGGCUGGGCCGGCCCCAUCGGCAUCCGUUUCGAUCCGUCCAAGUACCAGGUUAUGCACUUCCGGCGAUCCAGAACCACCUCCGACUACCCUGACGAUAUGCCCGCCAUCGUUGGACUGACCAAGAAAAACAACCUGGUGCCCGAGGAGAGGGAUCCCGCGGACGAAAACGGCGUAGAAGAUAAACGGCUUACGCACCUUCGCAUUCUUGGCCUUCUCGUGGACCACCGGCUCAGCUGGGAUGCACACAUUGCUCAUAUCGAGGCCCGGGUGCGCGCAAAGAUGAGCUGCUACAACCGCAUCAGCGGAUCGACCUGGGGCGUGACGCUCAUCGACAUGCGGCGUCUCUAUUACACCAGCGUCCGAACGAUCAUCGCCUACGCCGCCCCGGUCUGGUUCGUCCAUUUCGAAGGCUGCGGAAGUCAUCUUCAGAUAAGGCAGAAGCUCGUCCACAAGCUCCAAGUUCUUCAGAACUUCUGUUUGCGCCAGAUCUCCGGGGCCUUUCGCCAGACCGCAUCAAUGGUCCUCCACAAAGAGCUUCACAUCGACCCCAUCGCCAUCUACCUCCAACGCAUCGCCAUGUCCCACCGCCUACGCACCCUCAAUACCCAGGAGCACAAAAGGCUCAUGGAAUCCCAGCAGCAGCUGUACCCCGGCAUGCGCUCCACCGCCGUCUUCGACGCCCACCCCUACAAGAAGGCGUAUGACCUCGCCGAAGCCUUUCUUGUGACCAUCAGGGCUGAGCUUUACCACGUCAAAUUCCCAGUUCCCGCGGCAGAGAUAUGGGGCAAUAGAAAGAGCCGCAACGAGUACAUCAACGACUACGCCGAGCGUCAGGCGUCCACCAUGAGCGGCAUGCUGUGGGACCAAUACCUCAACCGGCGCAACAAAGCGUCCCGCACCCUUUUCAACGUCCGUCCUGUCGCAGCCAAGGGUGAAUGGCGCAAGGAAAACCUCGAAUGUUAUGAAGGCUUGAAGAAGGCCCAGAGCACCAUCUUGAUCCAGUGCCGAACUGGAGUCAUUGGCCUCAACUCGUUCUUGAAACAAGUUAAAUUGUCCGAGACCGACAUGUGCCCAUGCGGCACAGGUGUACAUACGGUAUCCCACCUCCUGUACAAAUGUCCCUCCCUGGCCGAGGCCAGGGUCCAUCUGCCUCUUUUCAACAAGAACCUCAACAAGCCCGACCCGACCAACUUCAAGAAACGUGCCGGGAUCCGCGACAAGCUCGGCAAGACGUAUAAGAAGCGUGGCAAGACUUUCACCAAGCCCGUCAAACCCAACCGCAAACCCUACAACGAUCUCACUACCCUUCUCACCGACCACGCCCACGUCGUCACCGAGUGGGCGAUCCGCCACUUCGGCCUCGAACAGUUUGAGUGGACGAACCAGCACCUCCUUAUCGGUCCGUCGAAGAAAUAUGACUCCAUUUUCGAAGGGACAUAG
Molecule: messenger RNA, 2451 nt
Organism: Colletotrichum higginsianum IMI 349063
Lineage: Eukaryota; Fungi; Ascomycota; Sordariomycetes; Glomerellales; Glomerellaceae
Product: Zinc knuckle
Exons: 3
Coding region: 1-2451 (816 amino acids)
Source: RefSeq, a predicted model, not a curated record